This is a messenger RNA of Neocloeon triangulifer, 1467 nucleotides long. RefSeq names its product centrosomal protein of 63 kDa-like. The transcript is spliced from 6 exons. Lineage: Eukaryota; Metazoa; Arthropoda; Insecta; Ephemeroptera; Baetidae. The record is from RefSeq and is a predicted model, not a curated record. Bases 1 to 1467 code for a protein of 488 amino acids.
AUGAAACCAAAAGGGCAACAUGCAGCGGAACCUGAGGCCCUUCAGAGCAUGAACCUCCUGGAGUUGCGGCAUAUUAGAGAUUUGCUUUCGGACAUCACCAAGCUAGAGUGCAAGCAGAUCUCUAUCUUGAAAUCUAACACUGACCCUGUCGACGAGACUGUGCUGCAAUUGGAAAACGUCAGAACCAGAAUACGAGAACUGGAACAGAGUUUGGCUCAAAAGGAGACCUGCAUCAAAGAGCAGCAAUUGCGUGCUGCAGAAGCAAACUUCGAAGCAGAAGCGGCAACUGUGGAAGGAAAGAUGCUGGACAAAUUGAAGCUCAAAUUCCUCAAAGGACAGGCCAGGAUUGAACAAGAGCACAAAGAAAGUUUGCGCAAGCAAAUCAUUCGGCUGAGUCGAAGACAGUUGUGUCUGAAACUCGCCGAAACGCAGUUCCUCUUUACGCGACCUGAGAUGUUCCCAAAGUACGCAAAAGAGAGACUGCGAUUGGAAAGAAUGGAACUGCUCAAAUUGGAGCAUCUCUUGAUGAAGUACAAGAAUGUGAAUUUUGAGGAAGCUCGCAGCCUGACCCAGGACUUAAGCGAAACGGAACCAGCAGAAAAAGAAAUGGACGACGUGUCUGAGGAAACUGAAUAUUUGGCGAGCAACAUACGGGACUUGAAGAAAAAACUGAAGAAACGAGCCAAGGAAAGCGAAGAGAGGGACGUUGACCUUUUUGAAAUUGACUCGGUGAACGAUGACAAUAUUAUACUGCAAGAGAUGGAGCUGGACUCGGAGGAGUUGCAGCAGAGAAUGCAGAAAAUGAUUGAAAUUGAUUUCGAGCAGGCUGAAAUUUUGGAAAAAUUGAAGCUGAUGCUGCAAACUCUUAGUGACAAGGGCUCCCCAGCUCUCGCCACACGCAUGGAGCUAUGCAAAAGAGAACUGGCCGAUUUGGAGCGGGAGCUGGGCAGGGGCACAGAGAGACUGGCCGACAUCGAAGAGUGCAAAAUGAGGCUUAUGACGGAAAAGAAUAAGCUGAUGGAUUUGAUCGCCCAGAAGAAGGAGCUGGAAGCAACUGCACAGUCCACUGCAGAUGUUUUGCAGACUUUGCGAUCCGCCAAGAAGGAUCUGCAGCAAGAGUUGCAUUCACUAAGCAACACCGAGAAGGAGAUCUCGGUGCAGACCAAGCAAAAAUCCAGAGAUUUUGAAGUUUUAAGCGCACAAGUCUUGAGUGUGCUGCAAAGAUUGGAAAGCCGAGCUGCCGAGCACAAGCAUCUCCUAAGCGAAGUCCGAAUAUUGGACGAGGAACUCGAGAAAUUGGAGGAGAAAAAGGAUGAGGAACUCGGAGCAGCCCAUAAUGAAUCAUCCAAAAUUUAUCAGAUGCAGGGAGAAUUAGAGAGUUUGGAUUCUACAUGUUAUCAGUUGGUGGCUGCCCGCAAAGAAAGGGCUGCUGAAACUUUACAUCUCCGAAGGACGCUGGACCAAUAG